Molecule: messenger RNA, 4654 nt
Organism: Effrenium voratum
Lineage: Eukaryota; Dinophyceae; Suessiales; Symbiodiniaceae
Source: the annotation of a GenBank genome assembly
CCUGUUUUUAGGGCAGCGCCCCUCCCGCGCCUGUGAUCCCGCCGUAGCCCCCUUGACCAACGGGGGGGCGCGGCUCGGAGAUGCCAUGGCGCCGGUGCGGCCGGCAUGGGAAGGCGCGAAGCGCAGCUUCGGCUUCAUGGUGCCCAAGAGCCAGCGGCAGGCGAAGGGCGAGACCGGCAGACUCGCCAGGCAGCUGUCUCCAUCUGAGCUGAGCACUGCUGUGCGAGUCGCAUCGCAAGGACCCAGGAAGCAUGAUUUGCGCAUGUGGCGGGAGUACGCGGAGGCCACGCUCUUCCAUGCAGGGGCACUACUGCCGAAACACAUGGCUUUCAUCGCCAACGGCUUUGCGCGGGCCGAAGUGCCCGACCGCAAGGUCUUCAGCCGCUUGUCGGACCAGGCUUUCAAUCACGUAGAGGACUUCGAGCCCCGGGACAUUGCGCUUUUUCUGAACGCCUAUGCCCGGCUGCGGUUCCGGGACCUCGCGCUGUUCCAGGCCUUCUCCGGCGCCAUUCAGAGGAGCCCACCAACUGGCUUUGGGGAGCAGCAGCUGGCUCUCCUGUGCAAUGCCUAUGCCAGGCUUGAGAUCGCCGACGGCGACUUGUUCAAGAAGAUGAGCAGCUGGACGGUGCAGAAGGUGACGGAGCUCACGCCGCAAGGCGCCGCCACGGUGGCAAACGCCUACGCCAAGGUCCUGCUCGCUGACAAGGCUCUUUUUGCUGCGCUAACAGAGGCCAUCAGUCGGAACCUCGCCGACUUCAGUGCCCAGCACCUGGCCAACCUGCUGAAUGCCUAUGCGCGCCUGGAGCUGCGAGAUACCGUGGCCGUGGGCAAGCUGGCGCAGCAGAUCCCAAACCGCGCCCGGGACUUUGUGCCGCUGGAGUUGUCACAGGCACUGCAUGCCAUCGUCAAGAUGGGGAUGGCCUCGGAGCAGCGGAGGGCCAUGGUGUGCCUGGCGGAGGCGGUGCAGGAGAGGGCCCCGGAGUUCCACAGCCGCCAGCUGGCGCUAACCAUCCACUCCUUCAGCAUGCUGAAUACAAGCCACGGCCGGCUUUUGCAAGACCUGGCGCCACAGGUCUUGGCCACCAUGGGCAUGGCCGACGACCAGAGCACAGCCCUUCUCUUUUGCGCGUACGCGCGGGCUGGGCAAGUUCAGGCGGAGGUGUUGCGUGGCCUGAUGGAGAAGCUCCUGGCCAGUGCUGCGGGGGCUGGGGAGCAGAUGCAGGUCCAGCUCUUCUACGCCUGUGGGCGAUUGGGCCUUCACAAGGAGCCUUUGACCAUCCACUUGGCUGACCUCCUGCGGAAAAGCGUGCCAGAGCUGUCCUCGCAGCACGUGGCAAACUGCCUGCUGACCUUGGCGCGGGUAUCCCUUUGCAGCGAAGAGUUUGCCGCGCUGUUGGCGGCGUUGCAGGCGCGCUUGCUGAGGCGCGACCUGGGCUUUGAGCCCCAGCAGCUGGCCAACUCCAUGCACGCCCUUGCUGGUAUUCACGGAGAAGGGGCACCCCCGCAGGGCGUGCCUGCCUCCCUGCCCGGCUCGGUGGUGCAGCGACUCCUGGAGAAUGUGAAGUCUGGCGCAGGCGAGUGGGAGCGCAACCCCCAGCUGCUUGCCUCAGUGGCUAUCUCUUGUGCUCGCUUGCGGUUCUCCUCUGUGGAGCUUUUCGCCUGGGUCAGCCAGACAGUGCGACGUGCCACGCCCUGCAACUUAUCAAAGCGCAACUUGUCUGAUCUCCUCAGCGCCUACUCAGUGACGGGGCUAUUUGAUCUUGACUUGUUCUCGUGGGUCUUGAGCCAGUUGGAUGCUGGCGGCCUGCAGUCUGUGCCCAUGGACUGCUUGAUGAACACGCUGCGGGCACUGGACUAUGCGAGCUUCUCAACAGAAGGCCAACUGGAGGACACCCACUGGCCAGAGCCAGAUCCUUCCGAGCCAGGUGAGUCGGCCCAAUCACUCCUGUUCAUGCAGUGCCCUCGUGAGUUCCAGACACAGGCAACCAGCUUCUACGAGCGGGUCGGCCUGGCGGUGCUGACGCACUCGCGGAGCCUGGCGCCGCGCAUGAUCCAGGAGGUGGCCUUGCCCUUUGCCAGAGCUGGACUCCUUGAUUCGGCCGUGCCUUGCGACCUGCUUAGCGGCCCUGCGCGGGACUUCCUGGCGGCGGGGGCAUCGACUCCACCACAGGAGCCGUUGCUCAGCCCGCCAGGCCCGGAUGAGGCCGAGACGAGGUCCGGUACCGAAGCGCCGGAGUGCUUGGUGGACUACCUCUUGGAGGAGCUCAACUGGCAAAGCGGCGGCAGCUCAAGCUCGACGGAUGGGGUGCGACCGGCUCGCCUGUUGGCGCGGUAUGCCGCGCUGCUGCCGGAGGAAGGCAGUUCGAAGAGCAAGCCGUCAGUGCCCGCAGCAGUUCUGGACCCCAUUUUGAGGAAGCUGGGCAAUGUGCUACGUGACUCCGCUGACAAAUUGUCUUUCCAUGAAUUGGCCGGCGCAUUGGCCACCCUGGCAGAUGCGGGCAUUCGACCCAACAACGUGCUGGAGGCGCUGGGCAGCGCCGCAGAGGCCUUCGAUCGGUUCCAACCCAGCGAGGCCGUGGCGGUGGCGGCGCUACUCCAUGGCUUGCAAUCCUCAGGCCGCAGCCUGCAGCCCUUCCGGCAGCGCCUGGGGGCCUUCCUGGACGCCUGGGCGCAGGAGCUGUCGUUCCCCUUGGGUGACAGGCCUUUGCAGGUGGUGGCAAGGCUGCUGGCGGCUGCGGAUCACCAGCUGGUGAAGCAUCAGGGGGACUGCCUGGUGCAGCUCCUGCACUCGACGCUGACAGAGGCCAAUGCUAGUCUUCACUUCGAAGACCUUGCUGACUUGCUCAGAGCACUGUGCCUUUUGCAAGAACCCGCCAGCGAAAUGGAAGAGCUGCUGAAGGCUUUGCAAGAGACCAGUGCCGUUCUCCAGAUUCGCCUGUGCGCCGCCGCUGCCAGUGCGAAGCCUGAAAGGGUCUUAGCGCUGCUUCAGGCGUUGCCCGUGUCCCCUGACAGCUGGAGCCCGCAGCUCCUGACUGCGCUCGCCGAGCGGCUGCUGGACGACUCCCAGGUCCUCGGCGGCUCCGGCUUGGCGGCGGCGCUCCAAGCCUUCGCGAGGCUGCGCGCCCUGGAUGCCGGUCAGGCGCGGGAGGAAGCUUCCCAGCGGCUUGCGCGGGCGGUGGCCUCCCUCAUGCGCUCCAUCUUGGUGCUGGAUAGGAGGCUGAGCAUCAGCGAAGCUGCCAGGGGCGCCCACUUCUGCGCACAGGUCCUGGAUUCGCGCGCGCUCACGGAAGCGGAGCGCGCGGAGGCCCAAGCAGGCUUGGCACGGCUGUUGGAGCGACUCUGUUGGGAGAGGCAGCGGUGGUCGAUGGAGGACCGCAAGCUGAUCACGGAGGUGGCGACGCUGUUGCGCUCGGAGUACCCAGAGCUGCUCAGCGGUCGAUGGGUGCGCCUGGGUGCUGCUCUUGGCGAGGCAUACCGUUUUUUGAGAAAUCUAGUGGCGGCGAUGGUCAUGGCGGCCUGGCGGCUCGCCUGGUUGCCGGUGGCCUUCUGCAUGCGCAGCAGGACGGAGACGGGGCAGAAUGUGUGCAUGCUGACGGCAUGCCUUACCGCCGACUCUGCGACCUCGGUGGUCAUCAUGGCCUUGCAAGACUGGCAAGGGAUGAUACCGCUUCGAACAGAAGACCUUCCAGGAGGGGACUUCAAGUUGCGGCACCAGAUCGCCCUCACCACCGACGCGGGCGAGGGUCACUUUUGCUACAGCCAUUUAGCUGGCGGCUUUUGGGCGGGCGCUGUCAUGGGCGCUGCGGUGGGCGGCAAAGUGGGCGCUGUCGGGUUCUGGGGAGGCCCGCUUAUCGGCGGUGUCACCAGCGCUUUCGGGGCCAUGGCGGGUGCUUUCGCGGGCGGAAUGGUGGCGAAGGUGGUCUCAGGCAAAGCAGGUGCCAACUGCGGCGGGGUCAAUUUGGCCGUCUACUCCAAGCGCAAGGUUGCGGUGGACAUCGAUGUGAAUGAUACUGACGCUGUCCGGGCGAUCCGCUCAUCAACAACUGCAACGACUGUCAAGGGAACCGUUGCGGCUACAUUUGGGAUCAGCGGCAGGAGCCUGGUAAUGGCAUCCACACACGGCACGGAAGGCGUCCGCGGCAAGAAGAAAGCAGAGCCCUGCCAGGCCGCGGUAGCUCACCCUGCUGAGCGGCAGCGCGUGUUAGACUUCGAGACCGCCCUGAGAUCGGUCAACGAGUUGCGCAAGAACGUCAGCAAGGCGGCUGUGCUGUGGGGCGGCGACUUCAAUCCGCGGACAGUGCAGCCAUUGGGCAGCCAGGCGGGCUGCCCGGUGUGGCCGAAUUCUGGGGACCCGGAGGAGGACUUGGCCAACCUCAGGGCAGGCCAGGAUAUUCUGGGCGUCGGCACGGCGGGGGAGCUGGUGACCUUCCGCCAGCUCCUUCACGACCAGAGCCUCUCGGAGGUUCAGGGCUUGAAGUGCCCGACAUACAAGAAGAUCUCCGCUGAGGAUGUCAAGCCUGACAAGAGAACUUUCGGUGCCAAGAGCACGGCAGCUGGAUGUACUACAAGUCAUCACAUCCGCCCUCCUGGGUGGAUAGAAUCUUUCGCAGCACCGACACUCCAUGGCUUCAAUGCGGAGAAGCACAGCGGGUGA